GCAGGUGGAGCGGACGUGGCGAGGUGGCGCCGGGGUCGGAGAUCGGAGGGGCGCCCAGGCCCGCGGGGGCGAGGGGGAGGCGGCGGGCCGAAGGAAGCCGUUGUGGGGCCCCGGGGCCACGUGUCCUCCCAGCCAGGAAGCUUGUGGUGCAACCGCAGUGUGCUUGAGGCGCCCUCCUGGAACCCCAGCCCCGCCCUGCCCGCUGCGCUCCUCGGAAACUCCGCUCCCCCGACGUGACCGCCCCCACCUGAGGGCGGCGGGGCCCCGGGGAGUGUGGCCCCCGGCAGACCUGGGAGAGCGCCUGCUCUGCGGGGCCUUAGAGCCUGCGAACCAGACAGGGCACGCCUGCCCUGGCCGCUGACACCCCCACCCCCAGGUGAGGGGGAAAGAAUUCCUGCCGUCCAGGGUUGUGGGGACUCCAGUAGAAGUCACUUCCUUUCUUCCUAGCAGGGGCGCUGGGCUUUGCAAGAACACAAUUGGGAAUUCAUUCAUGUUUUCAUUCAUUCAACAAACAUUUAUUUCGGCUUGCCGGUAGUCAGUCCUGAAGUGUCCUUUAGAUACUUUGCCCAGAGGUCGCACCUUCUGAGGAGAAAGGAGUCGGUUGGAAGGUAAAUCGGGUCACUCCCAGACAGCCUUCUAACAUUGGCAGUUGAAAAGUCCCCUUCCUACGCCAGGCCCCCGAAUUGGGCAGAUCUGGGAUGAGACACAGGUGCUCCUUCUGCCAUCCCUCCUGCCCCCCCCCGCCCCCCCCCACUCCCAGACUAUUUCAGAGACCGGAAUGGGGGCAGGGCUCUGGACGGCAAGGGUUGGCACAGAGUUUGGCCAUUCUGACCUCGCUGGUGUCCUCCUUUCUCUGGAGAGUACUGGCCUGGGCUUUCCUGGACUCCCUCAACCCUCAGAAGGCAGAGGUUGUGUGAAUGGCAGAGCUCUGCUUUUGGCAGCCCAGAGGAGACAUUCCAAUUGUUCCCACCCCAGCCCCCAAAGUGGGCUGAUCAUGGUGUCUGGGCAUCAAGGAGGAGCCGUGAGGUGAGCAGCCGGUGUUCGCUGUCCUGAGCUUGGCCACCUGUCAGGCCAGGAGAGUGUGCUCUCUUCGUCUUCCAUGCCAUCCUUCACCUUUCUGGGGAGUUCCCGCAUCUUCUUUUCCCUUUUGGCCUCAGGGCAGUUGUGUGGUAAGAGGUGUGUGUGUGCGUGUGUUUAUGUGUGUGCACGUACACGCAUGUGUAAAUCAUCCUGGUGGGAAGAAGUGGCAGUGGUGGUGGUCCUGAGUGGAGAGCAGCUGAGCUAGAAAAGGAAGAGCCAGCCUUCUACAUCAAAGUUCUAAAAAGUCCCCUUACCUAUAGUCUAGCUGGUUUUGUGACUUUAGUCAGGUGGCCGUGGGAGGGGCUUCCUGGUGGAGGAACAAGUGUAACCAGACUCUCGACUUCCCUAGAAGGGGUGGCUCCCUCCUCAACUAAAAAACUCAGGACUGUGAUUGCACUCCAGGGCACCAGGGAUUAAAUGAGAUGACCUAUAUUAAUAGGAUGAAUGUUUUCUUUCUUUUUUUUUUUUUUAAAUUUUUUUACAUUUAUUUAUUUAUUUUUGAGAGACAGAGAGAGACAGGGUGCAAGCGGGGGAGGGACAGAGAGAGAGGGAGACACAGAAUCCGAAGCAGGCUCCAGGCUCUGAGCUGUCAGCACAGAGCCCGAAGCGGGGCUCAAACUCACAGACCUCGAGAUCAUGACCCGAACCGAAGUUGGACACUCAACCGACUGAGCCACCCAGGUGCCCCUAGGAUGAAUGUUUUCUGUUCAGCUUUUCUCUUCUGUUGAUAAACCUCUUUGAAAGGGAGAAGAAAGCAAUCCUUUUCUGGAUUUCUUGGGCUUCAGCCCAAAAGUCUGGUAAUCUCUUUUGUUUGAUUUUGUGAGUUUUGCUGUUCUCCUGGCUCUGCUGAUAAAGCAGGAGGAAAUGGGCUGAAAAUGCAACCCAAAGGGUUCAGGGAAAGGCAUAAUUUCCUGAGGUUCUGGAAUGGUCAGUGAAAAGAUUUGGGUUCUCAAAGACCUUUGCAAACAGGGGGCAGCCCACAUUUGUGGAAUGUUUGGUGUGUACUAUAUCUAAAAGGCAGGAGCAUAGACAUGGGACUCUCAUAAUUCCUACCCACCCCCCCCCCCCGAUUCUGUUAAUAGUCCCUGAAUAGCCCCUGACUUGUUCUGUGACUCAGUUUCCCCAUUUGUAUGAGGAAGUUGCUUGUUCCUCAGGUGGUGAGGGUUGUGCAACAAGUCUGUGCAGGUUGUAAGGCGUGGUGACAGUUCUGAGUAUUCUGGGUCAUUGUCCUCACCAUGACAGAAUCUGUCACAUCCUUACUUGUGGGUUCUCCCCGCGAGUCGUGUCUGGGGCCCCUGAGUCCUGGCUUUUACUAGUCCCACAAAAGCCAAUCUGGAGCUCUUAAGAAGAAGGCAGCCAUCUCCCCCUUUCAAGCAACCCACUUUCCUCCAGCGGGCUGCUAAUUCUUUGCUGGAGUGGCAAACACUGAUACCAAACGCUUUUGCUUCCUGGCCCCUUUUAGAGUCAGCUUUCUGACAAAGUCCUCUCUGACCCUGGGCAUUUACUCAUUCAUAGGUGACUUAUUGUUAUUUUUCUCUCUUCCCCAGCCUCCUGGCUCUAGAUACCACUAGAGCCCAAGGGGCUCUGCUUUUAGCUUGGGCAGAACUAUUGACCUGGCUCAACGGGGAAAAAAAGCCUGAGCAGGAGUGGGGGUAGGGCAGAGAUCACCCAGUUGCUUUGUAUUGUCACCGAAUGCCCCUCAAGCUGCUGAGGCUACCAGUCUGUCCCCUACUGUAGGCCAGGGAGACUGUCCUGAGUCAGUGCUUCCUAUUUGGGAAGUGGGAUCCUUUGCUGGAGCCCUGGAACGGUUCCCGUGAGAGAAGUCAGACUUCGGAUAUAUUGCAGGGGUGGAGGGGGGGAGGUGCGGUGAGAGAUGCAUCGCUGUAGAUCAUCCUGAAGUAUCAGGAACUCUCCAGCUCAGAGAUGGAUUUAUUCUCUAUUUUACCUCCAGGAGAGGAGGCUUUUACGUUCGUAUCAAUUUCCAGAACUCUCUCAUGCUAGAACGGUUUUUUUCCAUUUAGAGAAUUAAUGGACUGAGUCUAUUUAUCUUAAUCAAGGGAGGCAGUGGUAUGCUGGCUGUGGGGAAUAUUUGGUCCUAUCCUCUUGCUUGCAGUCCUGAAGUCCUGGAAACUCCUGAAUGCAGCAUGGGGCCUUGCAGGGGUUUGGGGCGGUAGUGGGCCAAGUUGAGAUGUGAAAGGUCAGGAGUCAAAGUUAUGGGGAUAUAAGAUCCCUGUCCUGGGGCUGGUGAAGUUCCAGUGCCCACAGUCUGAUGCUCUUAGGCAUUCUUCACUGUCCCGAAGUUGUAAAUAAACCCGUUGCACAAUCCGCAGCCCAGAAUUCACAGCCCUUAGCCCAGAAAGCAGCUGGGCCUUGGAGGUGUUUGCUCACGACCUUUUCUCUCGCCACACCCUGGGGCUCUUGGGAGGAGCUGAGGUCUGAGCUGCAGUGCCAGGAUGCUGCCUCUGUUGGUGCGGGCCUUCUGCUGCCUUCCUGGGUCCCGUCACAUCCUUCUUGCUCAGCCAUUGCGUGCUCAGCAUGGAAACUGCCGUCCCCUGUUUGGAAGGCAGCACAUGGCUUGGCUUCACGGAGUUGUGGUUGGAGACUGAAGCGGCCCCUCUCUCAGACUCUCUGUAGCCGGUCUGUAGGAGGAAAGGGAAGCACUCCAAUGCCCUGCAGGUUCGAGAAGAUGGAAGGACAAGUGGUAGGCACGAUGCUCAGGCUGUUCCGCAACCGGCUGCCCCGACUCCGAGCAGGAAGUCGCCAGGACAACCUGAGGGAAGCUGUGAAGGAACCAGAAAGGGCCCCGGAGCACUGUCUGUCCACCUUUGCUGGAGGGCAGCACUUCUUUGAAUACCUCUUCGUGGUUUCCCUCAAAAAAAAGAGUUCAGGGCAUGACUAUGAGCCCACCAUCACCUACCAGUUUCCCAAGCGAGAGAACCUGCUCCGGGGCCAGCAGGAGGAGGAGGAACGGCUGCUCAGUGCCAUCCCCUUGUUCUGCUUCCCAGAUGGGAAUGAGUGGGCACCGCUCACUGAGUACCCCAGGGAGACCUUUUCCUUCGUUCUGACCAACGUGGAUGGGAGCAGGAAGAUUGGAUACUGCAGGCGCCUCUUGCCCGCCGGCCGUGGCCCUCGCCUUCCCAAGGUUUACUGCAUCAUCAGCUGCAUCGGCUGCUUCGGCCUGUUCUCCAAGAUCCUGGAUGAGGUGGAGAAGAGGCACCAGAUCUCCGUGGCCGUCAUUUACCCGUUCAUGCAGGGCCUCCGAGAGGCGGCCUUCCCUGCCCCCGGGAAGACUGUCACCCUCAAGAGCUUCAUCCCCGACUCGGGCACUGAGUUCAUCUCCCUGACACGGCCCCUGGACUCCCACCUAGAACACGUGGAUUUUAGAUCUCUGUUGCGCUGUCUCCGUUUUGAGCAGAUCCUUCAGAUAUUUGCCUCUGCAGUGCUGGAGAGAAGAAUCAUCUUCCUGGCAGAAGAUCUCAGCACCCUGUCUCAGUGCAUCCACGCUGCCGCCGCGCUGCUCUACCCCUUCAGCUGGGCGCACACCUACAUCCCCGUUGUCCCCGAGAGCCUUUUGGACACUGUCUGCUGCCCCACUCCCUUCAUGGUCGGAGUACAAAUGCGCUUUCAGCAGCAGGUUAUGGAUAGCCCCAUGGAAGAGGUCCUAUUGGUGAAUCUUUGUGAAGGAACCUUCUUAAUGUCAGUUGGUGAUGAAAAAGAUAUCCUACCACCCAAGCUUCAGGAUGACAUCUUAGAGUCUCUUGGCCAGGGGAUCAAUGAGUUCGAGACAGCUUCCGAACAGCUCAACGAGCAUGUUUCGGGCCCAUUUGUGCAGUUCUUUGUCAAGACUGUGGGCCACUAUGCUUCCUACAUCAAGCGGGAGGCAAACGGGCAAGGCCGCUUCCAAGAACGGGCCUUCUAUAAGGCUCUGACCUCCAAGACCAACCGCCGAUUUGUGAAGAAGUUUGUGAAGACACAGCUCUUCUCCCUUUUCAUCCAGGAAGCUGAGAAGAGCAAGCACCCUCCUGCAGGCUACUUCCAACAGAAGAUACUUGAAUACGAGGAACAGAAGAAACAGAAGAAAUCAAGGGAAAAGACUGUGAAAUAAGAGCUGUGGUCAAAAGCGGGGGACUGGACUCACGGGUCAGUUUUGGACUUUGGCCCCUGCCAGCACGGUGGGAUUGGCAAAGCUCGCAGCCCCCAGAACCCACGGCCUUCUUCCGAGUCCUGGUAACCAGGUCUGGCGUCAAGCUGGUGUCUUGGGUCUGGGAUCCCUGGAAUCAGCUUUCCCAGGACCGUGGAAGGCUCGGACCUCCGUGCCCACGGAGCUGGGCUCAAAGCUACAUUUUCUGCGCAGGUGACACAGCACAGUAGCACAGGUGCUGUGGAGCCUUAGAAGUUGCUGUGAAUGCCCUCUUCCAGGAACCACUAUGAUGAAGUCCUCAACAGGGAAAGUACUUGUGGCCCAAAGGCUUAGUCUCUCCACGUAAAAAAGAGGUCUGUGGACAUAGGAAGAUAAGAAUAAAGAUGAAAGUCUU
Messenger RNA from Panthera uncia (snow leopard), 5615 nucleotides. It is a transcript of the gene DENND2D, whose product is annotated as DENN domain containing 2D. Gene Ontology annotation, cellular component: nucleoplasm; cytosol. The coding region runs from base 3350 to 5185 and encodes 611 amino acids. The record is from RefSeq and is a predicted model, not a curated record. Lineage: Eukaryota; Metazoa; Chordata; Mammalia; Carnivora; Felidae. The transcript has 12 exons.